This is a messenger RNA of Aureobasidium namibiae CBS 147.97, 2178 nucleotides long. RefSeq lists its product as uncharacterized. Bases 1 to 2178 code for a protein of 725 amino acids. The transcript is spliced from 5 exons. The record is from RefSeq and is a predicted model, not a curated record. NCBI's taxonomy places the organism in Eukaryota, Fungi, Ascomycota, Dothideomycetes, Dothideales, Saccotheciaceae.
AUGAACCCAGUAGACGACCAUCACAGAAAAUAUUGCGGCUCCAAACUUCUAUACGACAAAUUCAGGAUCAGACAGCCUGUCUUUCUACAACGAAACCUGAGAAAAGUUCUCGAUCACCAUGAACACAGUCUGAACACUUACAAUAAUCCCUCGACGAACGCUACCUCGGAAUUGGCAGCGACAGAUAUGCUCUCCAACAAUGAACAUCCACGACUUCUUCCAAGCAUGAAAAUGCUGUCAGCAGCCACCAAACCUACACAGCAAACACUCAGAGCUCUUCCAAUGAGCAUUGUCAAGAAACGAUGGGACUCUAAUGGUCAACAGGUGUCAGCAUUACCGAUGCCAGUUGCCAAGCCAGUGCCAUCUGCAACUCCGUGGCUUCCUGUCCCCAACCAAGUUCAGAUAAAAUGCAAUAUGUUUUGUAGCAUCCAUGCUUAUGAUGCUGAGAAUGACAGACUCGGCGCCCAUCUGCAUACCGAAUCGCAUCUGGCUACCCUGACUGGCGUCGAAGAUGACAAAGGCGAUAUUGACUUUGCCAUUGACACGAAGCCUUUCAAAGUCACCGAAAGUCAGAUGCUAGCAAACCACAGCAGCGGCAGAAGAUGGAGAACAAAACCUCAUCCUGAGACUGUUCUCAGUUUCGCUAUCGAAUGCUUCAACUCUGAGCAUGCCUCCCAACUUCUUUCUGUGAUUGAUCCGGACAGCAUAGGGACAACUCUGUCCCCAACACAGGCUCAGCUAAGGGCGCAUUGGAAGAGGCUAUCUCAUGAGCCCAACAACCAAGCACCGCGUGCCGACGUCAAGAAUCUAGUCACCAAGUCAAAUGGAACUCCGCUAGCUAUAUGCAACCACAUCAUGCAGGUGCUCGCCCCUAGAAUCCGUCGCAUCACUUAUGUUUUUGAUGGUGGUCCGAUAGGAUCGAGAAGUGUUAUCUGCACCAACUUCAACUGUGUCUUCUGUCCGGACCGUCUGCCUCAUCCAACAUUCGACAGACUUCAUUUCCAUUAUUUGAGCUUCCAUGAUCAUUUCACCUUCAAGGUGCAUAAGCCGGCAACGACAGACUCUGAUUUGGUUGCUCGCACAGUAUUCAUCGAACUCGCGACACCAAAGUACGAGCGAGCUAGCGAUAACGUGUGCGAUGAGCGGGAAAUCACUUGGAUCCAGCCCAAGAUCCCUUUCGAUCUCCAACAAUAUCUCUCCGAAGGCGGUAAUAAUGUCUGGGCUAGUGGUAAACAGUUGCCUCUUAGGACCUUCCCCAAGACUGCUAAACCAAGCUUCAUGUUCAAGGGAGUGGCGCGCACAAAGACAUUUUCUACCAACGGACAAUCAAUAUUUACGCCAUCGGACCGCCAGCCAAAGGUGGGUCCGCCUGCAGAGGUCAAAGAGGUACCGUCAAGAAAGCGAAAGAGAUACCUGGUCCCUGACAUCCUGGAUGUCACCAUAUUUCGUGCAGAGUCUAAACGCGAGGUAAAGCCCGGCGAAAGACUCAGCGAGAGCGAUGCUGAGCCUGAUGACACAUGGCUUCGAAUCAAGCACGGAAUAGAGGAUUUUCCUCAGCUCACCGGUGCAGCGAGACAAUUUGCAGAUCUCUUCGAUGGUCACUUGCUACAAGAUGAGCCAAGAAAUCUGGCGAACGUACAUAUUGGUGAAGCAGUCGUUCGUUUCGUGCGGAGGUUUACAGUUCAAUUACGCCAACCACAUCUGCGACAAGAACUCAAACUCAAACUUGACGAACUCAGGGAAAUGGAUCUGAUCUCAGACGAAUACGUUGAUUAUUGCCUCGCCUUGGUCGCAGAACGAGAGCAAGGACACAUCAACGGUGGCCCUGCGAUCAAAGAAGAGUUUCCAUCUCAACAUAGUCGCGUCCCACCAUCAACUAACUUGCCUGGUCAUAACGCGCUGGACAUUAUCAUGAUUGACGACAGUGAUUCUGAACCUGGCGCUGAGGUUUCUCCAGCAACAUUUCCACAGACGAAGGACGACGAUACAGACAUGCAAGAUGCUGUUUACCAUGCACCAAAUGUCUGCGUGUGCGGCAAAGUGGCUUUGGGCUCACACAAGGUCAUCAGCUGUCAAAACAUCCAUUGCCCACGCACUGAGUUUCAUAUGGCUUGCGUUGGUCUUCGGAAACGAAUACCCGAUUGGCGAUGCGAGGAUUGUAAAACCGAGACGAAUUAA